Molecule: messenger RNA, 270 nt
Organism: Pieris macdunnoughi
Lineage: Eukaryota; Metazoa; Arthropoda; Insecta; Lepidoptera; Pieridae
Source: the annotation of a GenBank genome assembly
AUGGAUCCACAAUAUUUAUUGAAGGAUGAAGUGGAGUUUGAGCUUGCUUGUCGUUGUUAUGUGCAGCCAGGUGGUUUUGCCUCUGCAUUGAGACUAAUUUUAAAAAAGAUGAUGUUUGUUGAACAGUCACAAGAAGUGUCUUAUGAAAUAAAAUUACCUUCUGGUUAUAUAAAGAACCCUAAUAAAGACCUAGACGUUUGCUCGGAUAAGCUAGAUACUAUUUUGCGUUACAUUUCUGAAUUAAAUGAAAAACCUGAUAAACAAUUAUAA